AUGUUUUAUAGGUUGGCGUAUACAAACAAACUAAAUAAUGCCUCCAGCUUCAAUUUUUUCUUUUCAAAUGCCAAGAAGGGCCUACAAAUAGAUCAAAACUUUAUUUCUAAUGCAAUCUUACUAGGCUCAAGAAAAUUGAGGAUAAAAACCGGAAAUAUAUCAGAAGGCCUUCCCAAGCCACUCAAAGCGAAAAAACACGAAUCUCAACCCUUUAAUGUUGCCUUCAUGAAUAAAAAGACCGUCCAGAAGGCGUCGAGUCCACGGAACAAAGUAAAGGACUUUAUUAAGUUAACGAAGCCGAACCUCACUGUUUUGGUCACAUUGAGCUCAAUUUGCUCCUACGCAAUUUCACCUAAUUCUUUAUCCAUUGCAGAACUAGCGUUUUUGACUGUCGGAACUGCUCUAUGUUCGGGUUCCGCAAACGCUAUCAAUAUGGGCAGAGAGCCAGAUUUUGAUAGAAAAAUGAGCCGGACUUCUAUGAGGCCGGUUGUUACAGGAAAAUUAUCACCCACAGAAGCCUUUUCCUUUGCAGCCCUGACAGGAGUUUUAGGAACCACCAUCUUGUACAUGGGCGUAAACCCAACAGUCGCAUUCCUAGGACUUCUAAAUAUCGGACUUUAUGGAUGGACUUACACCUCUCUCAAGCGUUUAUCUAUUUUGAACACAUGGGUGGGCGCAAUAGUAGGCGCCAUACCCCCUCUCAUGGGCUGGGCUGCGUCGACUUCGCUCUCUCAUCCCGGUGGAUGGUGCUUGGCGGCCCUAUUAUAUGCAUGGCAGUUCCCACACUUCAAUGCUUUGUCGCACAAUGUUGCAGAUCAAUAUAAAGGUGCUGGAUAUGUGAUGACCGCAGCCGAAAACCCCAAGCUUAAUGCCCGCGUGGCGCUUAGGUACUCGUUGCUAAUGUUUCCAAUUUGUGUUGGUUUGAGUUACUUUGAAGUUACGGAUUGGGUGUUUCCAUUUGAUUCUGGUGUUGCUAAUUUUUGGCUCACCAUGCUCGCAUACCGUUUUUGGAAACAACAACGCAUAAAUCAUACCACAAAUUUUACCCCUUCGAAAGCUGAGCUUCAAGCCGCUAAUAUUCAAGCAAAACAACUUUUUUGGUGUUCAGUAUGGCAAUUACCCGUUGUAUUGGUUCUUGCAAUGUUGCAUAAGAAAGGUCAAUGGGAUCGUUUGUGGGCAUUCUUGGGAUGGAAAGAGGGAAAUGUCCCGAACUCACACUCUUCGGUAGACGUUCUGGAAUAA
Metschnikowia bicuspidata var. bicuspidata NRRL YB-4993 is the source of this 1242-nucleotide messenger RNA. RefSeq names its product protoheme IX farnesyltransferase. Gene Ontology annotation, molecular function: protoheme IX farnesyltransferase activity. Gene Ontology annotation, cellular component: membrane; mitochondrion. The record is from RefSeq and is a predicted model, not a curated record. Gene Ontology annotation, biological process: heme biosynthetic process. Lineage: Eukaryota; Fungi; Ascomycota; Pichiomycetes; Serinales; Metschnikowiaceae. Bases 1 to 1242 code for a protein of 413 amino acids. The transcript has 2 exons.